Plectropomus leopardus (leopard coralgrouper) is the source of this 3056-nucleotide messenger RNA. Its product is annotated as high-affinity choline transporter 1-like. NCBI's taxonomy places the organism in Eukaryota, Metazoa, Chordata, Actinopteri, Perciformes, Serranidae. The record is from RefSeq and is a predicted model, not a curated record. Gene Ontology annotation, biological process: choline transport; transmembrane transport; acetylcholine biosynthetic process. Gene Ontology annotation, cellular component: plasma membrane. Gene Ontology annotation, molecular function: choline:sodium symporter activity.
UAUUUUGUCUGGUGAGCCUAUAGUGAUAUUGUGGUCUGUUGUAUCACAAUGAAAUGAAUGUAUAAUGCAAAAUCAAAAUGUGUUAAAAACCUUAGCACUUUAUGGUUGAUCUACAACUUAAGUGGCCAUUUCUUAGGGGAUUAAAAAGAAAGAACAUUCAGUGAUAAUAAAGUAAUUUUGCUGUGUUAAAGUCGACCUGCUCCUCAUUGGUUUAUUGCUGAUGGGUUCAUUUUGUGUUUUUUUUUUUUUUUUCCUCAGCUGGUUUUUGGCACAACACCAUCCUGGUCCUAAAACUGAAAACUGAAUCCGGUCCUGCUUGUUUAGGCACCUGUGUAUGAGGAAGCAAGUGGGAGACAAAGUCCGUCAGUCUUCCAGUCAGGCGGUGAGUCAGUCAGCGGCACGAUGAGUCUGAAUGUACCAGGUCUGGUGGUGAUGGUGCUCUUCUACCUGCUGGUGCUGGGCAUCGGCAUCUGGGCCUCCAUGAAGUCCAAGCGGCUGCAGAAGAGCAGCCAGGCGGACCGGACAGAGGUCACUCUGCUGGGCAACAGAGGGAUCAGCCUGGUGGUGGGAGUCUUCACCACGACUGCUACAUUUGUUGGAGGAGGCUUCAUCGUUGGUAUGACGGAGGCCGUGUACACGCCAACCAUGGGACUGGUGUGGGCGGUCAUACCAGUAACAGCAGCCACCUCUUUCAUAGUUGGCGGACUUUUCUUCGCCAAGCCGAUGAGAGACAAAAAAUAUGUGACAAUGAUGGACCCGUUCCAGAUCAAGUAUGGAAACGUAGUAAGUGGAGCUCUGUCUGUGGCACUGGUGAUCUCUGACAUCAUUUGGGUAACAGGAACUCUAAUUGGUUUAGGUGCAACAAUGAGUGUAAUCCUGGAUUUCCCCUAUAGUGUUUGCAUCUGGAUCUCGGCCGCAGUAGCCAUCAUCUACACACUUCUGGGAGGCCUCUACUCUGUAGCAUACACAGACAUCAUACAGCUAGCCCUUAUAUUCUUCAGUUUGUGGUUAUGUGUCCCCUUCCUCCUUGUGAACCCACAUUCAGCUGACAUCACCAAGACUGCUUUCAACUUCACCUACCAGGCUCCCUGGAUUGGUUCAGUGGAUAAAGAAAGGGCGUGGAGGUGGAUUGAUAAUUUCUUAAUAUUGGCUUUGGGUAACCUCGGAUAUCAGGACUUCCACCAGAGGACCCUGUCUGCUGCCUCUCCAGCCACGGCCAGGAUCACCUGCUUAAUUGCGGCUCCCGUCAUCUUCAUAUUCGGAAUCCCAUCCAUUUUGAUUGGAGCAGUCGCAGCGUCAACAGACUGGAACAUGACCGAGUACGGUUCCCCGUCCCCGUACGAGCGCGGAGAGGCCGGUCAGGUUCUGCCCAUCGCUCUGCAGCACCUCACCCCACAUUACAUCUCCAUCAUCGGUAUCGGAGCUAUAGCUGCUGCUGUGAUGUCGUCAACGGACUCGGCUCUUUUGUCAGGCGCCUCCAUCUUUACAACCAACAUCUAUAGGAACAUCCUGAGGACCAAUGCAUCAGAUAGGGAGCUCCAGUGGGUGAUCCGUGUCACUGUGGUGGUGGUGGGCCUGGCCGGCACAGCGCUCACCAUCCUACACAACAGCAUUAUGGCUUUCUGGAUCCUGGGUUCAGGCAUAACCUACACCGUCAUGUUCCCCCAGCUCGUCUGCAUCCUUUUCUUUCCCAUCUCCAAUGGCUACGGCUCCACCAUGGGGCUCCUUAUUGGAGUGUUGUUGAGAGUACUGAGCGGCGAGCCAUCGAUAGGAUUGCCUGUUGUUCUCCACUUCCCAGGUUGCACUCUUGAGGACGGCAUAUAUGUCCAGCACGCUCCUAUUCAGACUAUCUGCAUGUUGUCCACCCUGUUUUCGACUUUAUUGUUCUCGUUCCUGGCUUCACAGCUCUUCAAUAAAGGACUGAUUUCUGAGAGAUGGGACGUAUUUAAAGUGAAAACCUACAAACCGCCAGAGAACCUGAUGCUACAGAGCAAUGGCACCGCCGAAACAAAUGAGAAGGAGAAACCUGAAGUUCAGAAUGAAUCUGAAUUAAUGUUGACCACGAAUCAGCAUGCUUGAAAGAAAAAAUGUUUUCAUGGGAUGCAAACAUGUUUUGUACAGUGUUAAAUGAUCAUGUCUCUAUUUUUGUACCAAAUUCUUAUUACCAGAUAAUAAGAAUUCAUCACUUGCAACAAGUGCACGUGUUAGGUAAUUUUUUAAUGAUUGCUUUGACAAUGGUGAAAACAUUUUGUUUUUUUCUGAAGCACUACACUUAAGUACAAUUUUAGGUAUUUUUAUUUGACUUUAGAAUUUCCAUUUUCUGUUCAUUUAUACUAAUACUCCACUGUAUUGAAAACUUUUUAUUCAACUUCAUUUAUUUAAUAGUUUAAGUCGCUAGUUACGAGAUUUGUUUUUUUUUUUUUUAUCCCGAAGGGAAAUUUACAAGCACACAUUACCACCUGCCACAUUUAAGGUAUACUAUGCAGGAUUUUCCUUAAAAAAUGCAUAUAUGCAUACAUAAGUAGUCCCUUUUAAGACUGACUUAUGAGCCAUCAAAUGUAUGUGGUGCUGUAUUUCUCUGCAGACUCUGCCGUCAGUUUGGGGUCAGCUUUUACUUUCACUGUCGCAGUUGAGCACGUUAACCGACAGUCAUACUUAGUAUACCUUUAAAGUUAUAAGCGCAUUAAUAAAUCUAUAGUUAAAAUCCAGUGAUGGAACAUGUAUUGUUCUGAAUGGCACCAUUGUGCAUUAUGAGAACUUUUUUUGUUUUUGUUGGUAUUCUGUGUAUAUUUUGAUACUUUUACUUCAAUGCAUGUUUAAUGCUGGCCUCUUGUAUCAGUGUAUCUUUCUAUCUCUAGUUAGAUUUUUUCACUUAUACUUAUAAAAAAGAUCAGAGCACUUCUUUCACCACUGUGCUUUGGUCUUAUUUAUUUUAUUCUAUUUCAUGUAGAUUUGACUAACUGGGCCUGUUGACUUUUGUUACUUGCACAUAAUACUGAUGGAAUUUUAUGUUAAACUGCCAAUACAAGCCGAAACAAGCCAUGAGAACAACAAAU